Molecule: messenger RNA, 6113 nt
Organism: Stegastes partitus (bicolor damselfish)
Lineage: Eukaryota; Metazoa; Chordata; Actinopteri; Pomacentridae
Gene: ror1
Product: receptor tyrosine kinase-like orphan receptor 1
Exons: 12
Coding region: 266-3145 (959 amino acids)
Biological process (GO): positive regulation of canonical NF-kappaB signal transduction; protein phosphorylation; multicellular organism development
Cellular component (GO): signaling receptor complex; plasma membrane
Molecular function (GO): Wnt-protein binding; ATP binding; protein kinase activity
Source: RefSeq, a predicted model, not a curated record
CCAAAGUGAGCUGGGCUCAAGCGAGGAGGAAAGACGCAGAAGGCAAGGAGAGACGGAGACGCUUUCUUCAAGUAUUUUUUAUUUAUUUUUUAACCGGGAGAGUUUUUUGGUGCGUCGUGAGAGAGCGGCGGAGAACGGCGCGCAAUUUAUCAAACAUUUUGAGACGUGCAUUUUUUUUUAAAUUUUUUUGAGGGGCUCAAGAUUAAAUCUAGUGUGUAGUGGAUGUGAACAGCGGGAAGAGGUUCCUUAACACAGAGCCGGAGGAAUGUAUCCAACUCGGGCAGCGGCGAGCCAGCGGCGUCUCUGGAGAUGUCCAGCCUGCGCUCUCUGGGUCGCCCUGCUGCUCCAAAGCGUCCUGGACCUGAGCGCGUCUGGGUCUGAGUUUCCCCAAGACCCCAGUGUGCUCGCAGCCACCUCGUGGAACGGCUCUAGUGAUGGGCCCUUCUUCAUCCGUCUUGAAGCUCCCAUGAACAACAUCACCACAUCUCUGGGCCACACUGCUGAGCUCCUCUGUCGCGUGGCCGGCAACCCGCCUCCGUCUGUCCGCUGGCUGAAGAACGACGCCCCCGUGGUGCAGGAGCCUCGACGGGUUUCCUACCGGUCGACGCCGUACGGAUCACGCCUCCGCAUCCGCAACCUGGACACUACUGACACGGGCUACUUCCAGUGCGUGGCCACCAACACCCAGGGGACCGUGUCCACGACGGGGGUGCUGUUCGUCAAAUUCGAUCCACUCCCUACACCUCUGCCAGGAAGGCCGACGGAGGAUUUCGAUGAAGAGGGAUUCUGCCAGCCGUACAGAGGUAUCGCCUGCGCCCGCUUCAUCGGCAACCGCAGCAUCUUCGUCGACUCGCUGCAGAUGCAGGGUGAAAUUGAAACACAGAUUACAGCCGCCUUCACCAUGAUCGGUACAUCCAACCAUUUGUCCGAUCGUUGCUCCCAGUUUGCCAUCCCUUCCCUCUGCCACUUUGCCUUCCCGACAUGCGACCGGAGCUCAGGGACCGACAAACCUCGGGACCUCUGUAAGGACGAAUGCGAGAUCCUGGAGAACGACUUGUGUAAGACGGAGUACAUCAUCGCCCGCUCGAACCCAAUUAUACUGAAGAGACUGAAGCUACCAAACUGCGAGGACCUGGCUGCCUCUGAGAGCCCCGAGGCUGCCAACUGUCUGCGGAUCGGGAUCCCCAUGGCCGAGCCCAUUAACAAGAAUCACAAGUGUUACAACAACAGCGGGGCCGACUACAGAGGCACUGUCAGUAUGACCAAGUCAGGGCGUCAGUGUCAGCCGUGGAACUCCCAGUAUCCUCACAGCCACACCUACCUGGCCGUCAGAUACCCAGAGCUGAACGGGGGACACUCGUAUUGCCGCAACCCGGGAAACAAACACGAGGCCCCCUGGUGCUUCACGCUGGACGAGGGGGUCCGCAUGGAGCUCUGCGACAUAGCCAUCUGUGACUAUAAGGACAAGUCAAGCAGAGGCAACAUGGAGAUUCUGUACAUCCUGAUUCCCAGUGUGUCCAUCCCACUAGCCAUCGCUUUGCUCUUCUUCUUCAUUUGUGUGUGCCGCAACAACCAGAAGUCCUCCAGGCCUCCUGCGCCGCGCCAGCCCAAACCGGUCCGAGGACAAAACGUUGAGAUGUCAAUGCUAACGACUGCGUACAAGCCAAAGAGUAAAGCCAAGGAGCUUCCCCUGUCUGCUGUGCGUUUCAUGGAGGAGCUUGGAGAGUGCACGUUGGGGAAGAUCUACAAGGGUCACCUGUACCUGCCGGGCAUGGACCAGGCACAGCUCGUGGCCAUAAAGACUCUGAAAGAUAUUUCCAGCGGCCAGCAUUGGGGCGACUUCCAACAGGAGGCCGCAGUGCUGACGGAGCUGCAGCACCACAACGUGGUGUGUCUGCUGGGUGUGGUUACUCAGGAGCAGCCGGUCUGCAUGCUCUUUGAGUUUCUGCCACAAGGGGACCUCCACGAGUUCCUCAUCAUGCGUUCGCCGCAUUCUGAUGUCGGCUGCAGCAGCGAUGAGGACGGCACGGUGAAAUCCAGCCUGGAUCAUGGCGACUUUCUGCAUAUGGCCAUACAGGUGGCUGCUGGGAUGGAGUACUUGUCCAGUCACUUCUACAUCCAUAAGGACCUUGCGGCUCGGAACAUCUUAGUAGGUGAACAGCUCCACGUCAAGAUUUCCGACCUGGGUCUCUCCAGAGAGAUCUACUCCUCAGACUACUACUGCCUCCAGCCUAAAACUCUGCUGCCUAUCCGCUGGAUGCCCCCCGAGGCCAUCGCCUACGGCAAGUUCACCUCAGACUCAGACAUCUGGUCGUUCGGAGUCGUGCUGUGGGAGGUCUUCAGCUACGGUCUGCAGCCCUACUACGGCUUCUCCAACCAAGAAGUGAUGGAGAUGGUGAGAAAGAGGCAGCUGCUGCCCUGCCCUGAGGACUGUCCACCAAGGUUUUAUGGUUUGAUGACUGAGUGCUGGCAGGAGGGACCAGCACGUCGACCACGCUUCAAGGACAUUCACACCCGUCUGCGAGCCUGGGAGGGCCUGUCGUCCCACGCCAGCUCCAGCACGCCGUCUGGUGGAGGAGGCAACGCCACCACUCAGACCACCUCGCUGAGUGCCAGCCCUGUGAGCAACCUCAGCAACCCCCGCUACGCUGCUGCAGCUGCUGCAGGGUACCUCUACCCGGCCCAGGCCAUUCCUGCGCCAGGGCAGAUGGCUACGAUCCCGGCAUGGACACCCAUGGCUGUGCCCCAAACCCACCAACGCUUCAUCCCUGUCAACGGAUACCCCAUCCCACCCGGAUACGCAGCUUUCCCAGCUCACUUCGCGCCCCCAGCUCCGCCUACCAGGGUCAUCCAGCACCACCUGCCGCCUCCCAAAAGCCGCUCGCCCAGCAGCGCCAGCGGCUCCACCAGCACGGGUCACGUCAGCGGCGUUCCCUCCACCACGGGCUCCAACCACGACGCCAACACGCCACUGCUCUCCCACUGCAUCAUGCCGGGGAGCGGCGGAGGGCCGGCUCAGGUGUACGGACAAGUUUCCCAGAAGGCGUUGGGACAGCUGGAGCACGUGUCACAAACAUCAGCGCUGCUCGCUCCUGACUCUGACGUACUGAUGUACAACGACUCGGUCAUCACCGCAGACCUGUAGACACAGAGAGGGAUGCUCACUUUCUUUCUGCUCGGGACCCACACAUGAGAAGUUUAGCCUCUCACGCAGGGACCCAGUGUCACAAUUCUACUCUGGUCACGUGAGACCCAAACAGAAACAGGCCUCUGUGCACAUGAGUGUGUGCAAGAAACACUGCCGCAGCUAGACAAGUAUAUAAACAGCUGUCUGACUUUGUAAUGCCUUACUGUUUAAAGCAAGCGUACUUACUAUUAUGGUUUGAAAAUGUUGUGUUGUUAUUUUAACCUCUCUGUAAAUACGGUACACAAGUGCUGAAUGAAUGAAUGAAAUACAAAGAUAUAUAUUCAAAAGAACUUUCUUUUUUUUUAUUAAGAAAAACACUUUAAAGGUGAAAACGUAGCAAUUCCACCCUGUGUCCUCGUGAAAUGGUUUUGUUGUACAAUCACACAAGAAGUUCCUGUGCUGACAACCCAGCCGACGGACUGUUUCAUACGGGACGUCGAGGAGACACGGACGUUCAUGUGAUGACCUUUAGGUGCCUUUCAGCAGUGCUGCGACUUGCUAGUCAGCGGACGGAUUAAAAAUAAAAUAGCAAAAUGAGCAAGAAUGGGAACAGCAGGUGCUUUUAUUGAGAAGACCAACACUGACCUGCUCACAUACAACAGCAUACAGGUGACAUGCUCUGCCAUUUGGACCCCGAAAGUAAACUUCUGGUUGCAAGCAUUGCAGCCAGACCUCCAGCAGCUGUGUGACUGCUGCCCAACGUAGCAGCGGGAAUUCAAGUAAAUGCAGUAGAAUUACAAGUGAUGAAUUGGCGGCAAUAUUUUUCCUGGUCCUGAAAAUCGGAAUAUACACAACGCCCUUUGAAAGUGACAUCUGAAUGUUUUUUUUCUGCAACAUGACUAUGUGAGACCUCUACAACGCGGACACAGGCCUGUUCUUCACGCUCUGACCGUCUUCAAAGCUGCCCAGGCUGAGAAACAAGGAGGCUGGGAGUUUUAUCUGAUCAUACAACAAACCCCUUCAUCAGCCUUCCAAUCUCACUUCAAUCACCAAUUUCCUUCAUGAUUUAUUCCUUUACUCUUCUCCUUUCUCGAGACAUACGGCGUCUUACUUCAAAGCUGCCUGCUCUGGACCCCCCGAGGACCUACAAAUGAAAUCACACAGCGCUCAUGUCCUCCGCAGCUACUCUGGACCGCUCUCAGGGCAAACAACUCGUUCAACAUGCAAGAGCUGGGGGCAGUUUUUACUUUUGCUAAUGUAAGAUGAAAUUCUCACAACUCUCACAGAGGAACUUUAAAAAAAUGUAUCAUUGAUUGAAUAUGACGUUUUAAUUUUCAGGAGAGUUUUUUUUUUUUUUUUACAGUGUUCAGUUUUGAAGGAAGAAUUUUCUAUUUGGAGGGCUUGUCUUCGUGUGCCUUUGUCCGUUCCAGUUUUAUUUGCAUCUGCAUCAUAAAAAACGACAACUCAACACAUGGAGGAAAGCUAGUAGUAAAAGGGUUAAAACACAAACUGUUUAGAGUAGACGAUGUUACUUUGUAAGGCCUCAGCUAUGUACUGAUAACAGCUUGAUUUCCUUAUCAGUGCAUGAACAGAAGAAUGUGUUAUAAGGAUUCACUUCAUGAGCUGGGAGACAGAUUGUAAUAAUGUGUCCAGAGAGAGAUUCAUGUAUGUUGCUUCUAUUCAGUUCUGUAUCAGCAAAUGUUUUUUUGUAACGCCUGGAGCCGACUGCAUCGACAUGGAAGUGAUCCCAACAAGUAGCUCAGCAGGUUCUAAAACACACAGAGCAAAGCUAAUAGCUGUAUUUAUGUUCUAACAAGUCCGAUGUCAAGCAGCAGCAAGUAGUCGCUCUGGGUUACAUGCAUUGGCUCUGAUAUCUUUUGUGAUAUGAAGAAGUGUGCGUUUGGUAAAUGAUUAACUCUCUGUCCUGUAAUUACACAAAUCAGCUAUCUGAGAUCUUAGUUGAUGAUGAUGGUUGAUUAGAGGCUAAAUAUAAAGCUUGUGCUAUUAAAAAAAUAAGGGGGCCACAGAACAGCUUUUGAUCUAAAAUUCCCACGCAGGACCUGUGUAGUCGACAAUCAUCAGUUGUGCAAGUGUUUCCCGGCUGUUGCCGUAUGUUUGCACAUUACCGUGUUAUCAAUCAGCAGUGUUUGCUCACACUUAGCAUGACACAUGGGCUUUUCACUUUGGAUGAGCAGUACAAAAAGCACCCUGACCACGCCUUAUUGCCUUAAGUUUUCAUAAAGUUUUAAUCUGACGUUUGUGGAAUGUAGAUAGUAGAAGGUGUAAUCUGUUCACUUCACUAUUUAGUUCAUCCACCAUUUAAAAAUGCCUCCUAUCUGGUGUCACUAAUUAACUCCAAAUUUAAAUAAGUCCAUUUAAAAAAAAACUCUCACUGUUCUUUAGUUUUCCCCAGAAAUCGAUGUCUUCACACCAGAUAUGGUCAACGGAGAAGCUGAUUGUUAUCUGUAAUAUGAAGGGGGUGCUCUUGUUUUUGUCUUUGGAUUUAUUCCUCGUGUCAAAUCCAGUUAUUUUAAUCAUUUGAAGUCAUUUUUCCCAUCGAGUUUUUAUUUCAUACGCGUCUUUUGUCAAUGCUUCAAGUGUCUCGUUGGAGCGGACUGAGCUACCUAGGCGUCUGACUUUCUACAUGUGACCUCCAGCAUGUAAACGAUGUAUGAGUACUAAUAUAGCAGUGCAAAAACCACUUGUACACAAGACUGUGAAACUUAAUCAAGUGUAGGUAUUUUUGUAUUUGGCAAAAAAAGCAAAAUCAUUAUUCUGCCUUUUUUUGUUCUAUCCUAGAUUUUUUUUUUUUUUUUAAAGAAACAACAUACAAGUCAUUUUAUAUCUCAAUACCAGUGUACCCUUUACCGAAGGUUCACAUGCAUAUUGACCAAGAGAGGCCUCGUCUUUGUAUUUUCUCUGAAUAUUUUUGCACAGAUGUUUUGUAUUGCAAAAUCAUUUAUUAAAAUGAUGUUGUUUGGUUAAA